GCGUGCGUGAUGACAUCACUGCAGCUCGGUGGCAAAGAUGGCUGCGCCCGCUGCAGGCGUGUACGGCAAGAUGGAGACACCCGGGGGAAGCGAGGAGACGGGAGGAAGAGUGACAGAGCCCAUCCCCGGCUUCACCGACACUGAUGCGUUCGUUAAGUACGCCCUCGGAACAGUCGUCGGUGCCACGAAGGCCUCCACCGGGAUCCCACAGUGCGGCGAUGAGUACGACUUCUACCGCAGCUUUCCCGGUUUUCGGGCGUUCUGUGAAGAGCAGGGCGACCACCUACUACACUGUAUGAGUCGGAUUAUGCAGUAUCAUGGCUGCCGCAGUCAUCUUAAGGACCGCAGCAAAGUCACCGCGUUGGAGGAUAAGUACGAUUUACUGGUGGACGCCAAUGACGCCGUCCUGGAGCGCGUGGGUAUUUUACUUGAUGAGGCGUCUGGUGUGAACAGGACUCAGCAGCCGAUCCUCCCCGCCGGUCUGCAGGCUCCGAAGACCAUCGUCUCCAGCUGGAACCGCAAGAGCAGCGACUCCUCCAAGAAAGGCAAAGCGGAGACAUUCCGGCUGCUUCACGCCAAGAACAUCCUCAGACCGCAGCUCCGCUUCAAGGAGAAGAUCGAUAACUCCAACACCCCCUUCGUCCCAAAAAUCUUUGUGAAGCCCAAUGCUGAGAAGCCGCUGCCAGAAGUUCUGAAGAACAGACGGGACAGGCAGCCGUGCCCCGAAGACUCCGACAUCCCCUCAGCUCUGGCCGACUUUAUCCAUCAGCAGAGAAUGAAGCCGACCGAGGAGGACAUGGUCUCGCACCCCUAUCAGUAUGAACUGGACCACUUUGUUCCUGUGGAGUCGUCCCUAAAGAUGCCGGAGGUCCAGCCCUACACCCCCCUGAACGAGACCCCCUGUCACUUCAUCUCCACCCUGGACGAGCUGGUGCAGUUAAAUGAGAAGCUGCUGCAGUGCUCAGAGUUCGCUGUGGAUCUGGAGCAUCACUCGUACAGAAGUUUCCUGGGUUUCACCUGCCUCAUGCAGAUCUCCACCCGCACAGAUGACUUUAUCAUUGAUGUCCUGGAGCUGCGCAGUGACAUGUAUAUUCUGAAUGAGAGCUUCACACACCCCGCCAUCGUAAAGGUUUUGCAUGGUGCAGACUCGGACAUUGAGUGGCUCCAGAAGGACUUUGGUUUGUACAUUGUGAACAUGUUUGAUACCCAUCAAGCUUCUCGCUUACUGAACCUGGCGAGGAACUCUCUGGACCAUCUGCUGCGACAUUACUGCAAUGUGGAGUCCGAUAAGAAAUACCAACUCGCUGACUGGAGAAUCCGACCCCUGCCAGAAGAAAUGCACCAGUACGCCAGAGCCGAUACCCACUACCUGCUGUAUAUCUACGACCGCAUGAGGACCGAGCUGAUGAAUGCUGGAAAUGAUCAGCAGAACCUACUCCACCUCGUCUGGCAGAGGAGCAAAGACAUCUGUCUGAAGAGAUUUGUGAAGCCUAUAUACACAGAGGAUUCCUACCUUGAGUUAUACCAAAAAUUAAAGAAACAUCUGAACACACAGCAGUUGUCCGCCUUCCGUCUUCUUUUUGCUUGGAGAGACAAGAUGGCCCGACAGGAGGAUGAGAGCACGGGAUACGUCCUGCCCAACCACAUGUUGAUGAAGCUCUCCGAGGAACUUCCUAAGGAACCCCCGGGGAUCAUUGCCUGUUGUAACCCGGUUCCUCCGCUCGUUAGACAACAGAUUAAUGAAUUGUGUCUUCUCAUCCAGCAAGCUCGAGAGAAGCCAUUGCUGAAGUCUGAAACAAGCUCUGCGAAGAAGAAGGGCCCCAUGCCGAACCCUGAGAAAAUGGAGACUUUCCUGUUCGGUCCUCACGAUUUGUCAAAAACCCCCAUGGCGCAGCUCCUCUUGGCCGGAGCAGCUGUAGAAAUCGCCACAGGCAGCCUGUUCAAUGAUGAGGAUCCUGCUCUCCCCGCGACGCACGAUCCUGUCACCGUGCGCGCCGAGGCCACCAUCACCUGCUUCACUGGUCCUGAAGACGAUGACGAAGAUGAUGAUUAUAUGACCGGACUCUCUCAGGCUCAGAUGAAGGCUAGAAACAUAAUGGAUUCCUUCGACAAUCCGUUCCGCAUGUUUCUUCCAUCAGAUAUCCGGGGAGCUCACGCCUCUCAAGCAGCAAAGCUGGACCCGAAUACGAAGAUGUUUGAGAUCAGUAACCGCUGGAAGCUGGUGAGCAUCGCACAGCAAGAGCGAGAGGCCAAAGCCAAGGAGGAGGCUCGACAGAAGAGGCAGGCCGACAAAGCUGCUCGAGAAAAGGCCAAGACGGAGUUCAAAAAUACUGCGAAGAAUGUAAAAUCUGUGCGGGAGCUAGUAACGGAAGAAGCGAAUAAGAAGCGUGAGCGUGCAGCAAGUGAGGCAGAGACUGUGACGCCCAAAGCGGACAAGAAACGCGCCAAACACUCAGAAGAGGCUGCGGAGCCGGAGGUCCAGGCGGAGUUCACACCAUUUGACUACGGCAAAUCAAACUUUAAAGUAUUUGCAGGCAGCAGCAAUGUGAAGGGUCAGGCCGACUUCGACCCCAAUAAACAAACGCCUCAAGGGAAGAAAAAUCCCUCGGGGAAGAAGGGUCACCAGGCGAUGGGGAACAAGAGCAUGUCCUUCAUCGGAGGGAAGUCAGACAGGGGCUUCAGACACAGUUGGCCUAAGAGAUAACAAGGUCUGUGAAGAAUCCAAUUGGAAUACACGCGUUUUACCAUCUGUCGUCUUUUAUUAUUAAAGCUUUUAUUUACUGAAG
Molecule: messenger RNA, 2786 nt
Organism: Hyla sarda
Lineage: Eukaryota; Metazoa; Chordata; Amphibia; Anura; Hylidae
Gene: EXOSC10
Product: exosome component 10
Exons: 25
Coding region: 38-2704 (888 amino acids)
Biological process (GO): exonucleolytic trimming to generate mature 3'-end of 5.8S rRNA from tricistronic rRNA transcript (SSU-rRNA, 5.8S rRNA, LSU-rRNA); nuclear polyadenylation-dependent snoRNA catabolic process; nuclear polyadenylation-dependent snRNA catabolic process
Cellular component (GO): nuclear exosome (RNase complex); nucleolus
Molecular function (GO): 3'-5'-RNA exonuclease activity; nucleotide binding; nucleic acid binding
Source: RefSeq, a predicted model, not a curated record